Trematomus bernacchii (emerald rockcod) is the source of this 1547-nucleotide messenger RNA. It is a transcript of the gene irx6a, whose product is annotated as iroquois homeobox 6a. Gene Ontology annotation, cellular component: nucleus. The transcript is spliced from 7 exons. Gene Ontology annotation, biological process: regulation of transcription by RNA polymerase II; cell development; neuron differentiation. The record is from RefSeq and is a predicted model, not a curated record. Lineage: Eukaryota; Metazoa; Chordata; Actinopteri; Perciformes; Nototheniidae. Gene Ontology annotation, molecular function: RNA polymerase II cis-regulatory region sequence-specific DNA binding; DNA-binding transcription factor activity, RNA polymerase II-specific. The coding region runs from base 1 to 1512 and encodes 503 amino acids.
AUGGUAACAAAAGAAGCAGCUAUGUCUUUCUCGCAAUUUGGAUAUCCUUACAAUGCAACUUCACAGUUUUUCGUGUCGGCAAACCCCAGUACGACUUGCUGCGAUUCGAUUUCCAGGUCGGUCUCUGACGGGACAGCCGGCUCCCAGACUGCCGCCGCCGCCUCCUUCUGCUGCCCGUCCUACGAGAACCGGAUCCUGGCGAGCAGCCGGACGGAGCUGAACGCGGCGCUGGGGAUGUACAGCUCUCCAUACGCCGCAGCGGCUGCCGCCACCCAGAACUACGCCAACUACUUCCCCUACAGCACCGACCCAUCCGCUAUCUACUCCACUCUGAAUCCACAGUAUGACAUUAAGGACAGCACAGGCACUUUACACUCUGGCAUCUCUCAAACGGCUGCUUACUAUCCUUACGACCACUCACUGGGACAGUAUCAAUACGACAGAUACGGGACAGUAGACUUUAAUGGCUCAGCCAGGAGAAAGAACGCAACUCGUGAAACUACCAGCACCCUAAAAACAUGGUUGUACGAGCACCGGAAGAACCCCUACCCCACUAAAGGAGAGAAGAUCAUGCUGGCCAUCAUCACCAAAAUGACCCUCACACAAGUGUCCACCUGGUUCGCCAACGCCAGGAGGAGGCUAAAGAAGGAGAACAAGAUGACCUGGUCACCAAAGAAUAAGGCCAACGAUGACAGGAAGGAUGACUUUAACAAGAGCGAAGACUGUCUCACCAAAGACUCCAGUGAUUGCAAGGAGGAGAAGGAUCUGCGUCUGAGUGACCUGGAGGACAUGGACGACGAUGACUGUGAAAAGCUGGACAGCGACUGUGAAAAGGGGGCUGCAGACGAGCAGGACCUCCAGAGGGUCAUGGCGCUAUCCGGACCCCCUCAAAAGAGAGACUGCAGCUCCGAGCUCCACCUGAGUUUAACUAACAGCUUCCACGCGUUCCCCUGCGCCAUCAAAGGUGUUACCAGCCUCCCCCCUCUUCCGUCUGACUUCCUGGAUCCUGUCGGGUCCAAGGCACCUUCCUCAACGGGGGGAACGUUGUCCCUGUCUCACUUUGAAGCAUCAGAUAAGCCUCGGAUUUGGUCUCUGGCUCGUACGGCGGCUUCGGGGGUCAUUCUGAGCCCCCAGCAGCACGGCUCGGAGCUGAGGACAGGCAACACAACCGGGGACUGCCAGCUCCAGAGCCCCAGGCUUACCGGCACUCUAACUGGACAGUGUGGGGGUAUGAGAGGCCUCCAUGAAUCUGGCGGUGUCACCAAUACUGAGAGCCCCUUCGCUGAGGGCUUAUCCUUGCACUCUAAAGUCUAUGGCACUGGCAGCUACAGUCACAAGGACCUCCAACUGCACUGUUCCUCCUAUUCUGCACUCCCAGACACAUGUCAGUACUCCACUAUUGAAGGGUUCUCUGGUGGCAAAGCAGAGACACAGUCGUCUGACCUUAGUGAAGCCUGCGGGACCGUGCAGGAUGACAAGGUCACUGCGUUCAGACCAGUGAUGAAGAGGUGAAGCAGAUUCCUGGAUACUGUACCACAAUAAAUAAU